UAACCCUUCGCGGCGCGACAAGCGGAAGCGGAAGUGAGGAGUUGAGACACGUGCUGCUGUUCUGUGAGCGCGUGCUGGAGCUGCGGCAGACAUGAAGAGACCGAAGUUGAAGAAGGCGAGCAAGCGCUUAUCAUGCGCUAAACGCUACAAAAUACAAAAGAAGGUUCGGGAGCACAAUCGUAAAUUAAAGAAAGCCGCAAAGAAGCAAGGCAUAAGCCGAAAGGCCAAAAAAGAUAUUGGAGUCCCAAACAGUGCGCCUUUUAAAGAGGAAGUGCUUCGAGAAGCUGAGCAGAGAAAACAGGAGCUUGAAACUCUGAAAGAGCAAAACAAGAUCGUGAAGCAGCAAGAAAAGGCUGCCAAGCGGAAAAAGGAGAAAGAUGCAGACAGUUCAGUAAAAGAGCCCGCAGCCAAGAAAGCUAAAAAGGCAGCGAAAAUCAAAGAAGCAAGAGCAGCGAUAGUUAAAGUGAAGAGCGCUAAAACAUUCAAAUGCCAAGAACUCAACAAGGUGAUUGAGGCAUCUGAUGUUAUUGUGGAGGUUUUGGAUGCCAGAGAUCCUCUGGGCUGCCGCUGUCCUCAACUGGAGGAAAUUGUCCUUAAACACGAGGGAAAGAAGAAACUCUUGUUCAUAUUGAACAAAAUCGAUCUUGUUCCUAAAGAUAACCUAGAGAAGUGGCUCUGCUAUCUUGAAGCCGAGUGUCCAACUUUUCUCUUCAAAGCAUCAAUGCAGCUAAAGGACAGAACGGUGCAACAGAAAAGGCAGCAGCGAGGAACUAACGCAGUUCUGGAUCACAGCCGAGCUGCUUCAUGUUUUGGAAAAGACUUUCUCCUUCAGACACUUAACGACUUGGCGAACAAGAAAGAUGGUGAAACCAUGCUUAAAGUUGGCGUCGUCGGUUUUCCUAACGUUGGAAAGAGCAGCAUUAUCAACAGUAUGAAAGAAAUGCGAGCGUGUAAUGCUGGCGUACAGAGAGGAUUGACCAGGUGUAUGCAGGAAGUGCAUAUUACCAAGAAAGUGAAGAUGAUUGACAGUCCCGGGAUUUUGGCAGCCCCCAGUAACCCUGGAGGUGCGAUGGCCCUCAGGAGCCUGCAGGUGGAGGAGAAGGAGGAGAGCCCACAGGAGGCCGUCAGGAAUCUACUCAAACAGUGCAAUCAGCAGCAUAUCAUGCUACAGUAUAAUGUCCCAGACUACAGAAGCUCCUUAGAAUUUUUGACCACCUUUGCUAUGAAGCGCGGGCUCCUGCAGAAAGGUGGCGUUGCUGACACGGAGCUGGCAGCCACAACAUUCCUCAAUGACUGGACCGGGGCUAAGCUGAGUUACUACAGCAGAGUUCCAGAGCGACAGGGUCUUCCCUCUUACCUGUCUGAUGCCAUCGUGACUGAACUGCGGUCGGAUGUGGAUAUGGAUGUUGUGAAGAAGAGCAAUGAGAACGUCAAGAGAAGUGUUCGCUUUCCAAACCUCGCGAGCUGUAUAAGUUUUGACUCCAAUGGACCCACUGCUGGAGUGCUGAAUGUCAGUGAGCUGCCUAAAGAGACGAUAACAAAGACGGCAGCAACAACAGAUGCAGAGGAAGAGAAGAUGGAGACGACGGCCAACACAGAUGAGCCUGAGGCUGAAAGCCCCAUUUCAACAACCGUGGAACAGAUUCAGGAACCAACAGAAAAGAGAAAAGAUAAACCAACAAAAGAAGUGAAGUUUGUCCCAGUCAACACUGACCUGACGUCAUUGCAGAACAAGAACAAUGAGGAUGCAUACGAUUUCAACACAGACUUUGUGUAAAAAUUCACUAUAAAUAUUUACACGGACUGAGAGGAAUCAAAUUGUUAAAUGCACUCAGUUGGAGUGCAUAUUAUGUUUGUAUGUAUUAAUACAUAAAAUGAUUAUGUUCCACUAAAUAAAAGGUAAAACUCUUA
Molecule: messenger RNA, 1911 nt
Organism: Danio aesculapii
Lineage: Eukaryota; Metazoa; Chordata; Actinopteri; Cypriniformes; Danionidae
Gene: gnl3
Product: guanine nucleotide binding protein-like 3 (nucleolar)
Exons: 15
Coding region: 92-1777 (561 amino acids)
Cellular component (GO): nucleolus
Molecular function (GO): GTP binding
Source: RefSeq, a predicted model, not a curated record